AGUUCCCUUCUCCGAACCAACAUUGCUCAUUCCACAAUCCAUGUGUUUCAAAUUUUGCUUAUAAAUAUAGAUUGCUCACUCUUCUCUAUUCUCCUUCUCAUAUACCCUCAACUCAAAUAGGUGAUGCACUAAAGGGUGGUCUCAAGAUUUUGUCUUAGGUCCUUCUUUCACUGAUUCAUCUUAAUGGCUGACCGUGUUCACCCCCGUGACUCACCACCAGUUUCUCCAAAACCACCGUUGGAUAAGCCUGUUCCACCACCGGGAACUUAUGUCAUCAAGAUUCCGAAAGACAUAGUCCACCGAGUCCCUCCACCGGAGAAUGCUCGCCGUUACGAACAAUACACACGAAAGAAACACCGUCGGAACCGUCAUUGCUGCUGCCUUUGCUGGUUCAUUGGAAUAAUUUUCAUCCUCAUCGCGCUCCUUGGUAUUGCCGCCGGCAUUUUCUACCUUGUUUUCCGUCCAAAAGCACCAAACUACACCAUCGAAAACAUCACCAUUAGAGGAAUCAACAUAACCUCACCGUCAUCCACGACAGGGAUCUCGCCGGAGUUUGAUGUCACUGUGAAAGCUGAUAACCCUAAUGACAAGAUUGGAAUAAGUUAUGAGAAAGAUAGCUCUGCCGAAAUCUUCUAUAAAGACAUGAGGCUAUGUAAUGGCAUUUUGCCAUCGUUUUAUCAACCGUCAAAUAAUGUAACAGUGUUCAAGACGAUGUUAAAAGGUAACGGAGUUAAAAUGAGUAGCGAAGAUCAAAGAGCGUUGGUGAAGGCGCAAACUAAACAGGAAGUGCAGUUAAUGGUUAAAUUGAGAGCGCCGGUGAAAAUAAAAGUGGGGUCCGUUAAGACAUGGAAGAUUACCGUUAAAGUUGAUUGUGAUUUGAUGGUGGAUAAAUUAACUGCCAAUGCUAAGAUUGUUUCUAGGAGCUGUACUUUUAGAGUGGAUCUUUGGUAAAUAAAAAAUAUGAAAUUCUUUUGAGAUUAUUAUAGUUUUUUCAUUUUUCGGGGGGAGAUUUUUACAUAUACAUUAUUAAUACAUUGUUUUUCGAAUAAUAUUACUUUAUGUUGAGAUUAUAUGAGAUUUUACACUAUAGGACAUACAACAUAAUAUUGAUCGAUGCCUAUCCUAUCACAGAGCAGCGUCUGAUCUUGUUGUUUUUUAAUCAUA
Molecule: messenger RNA, 1164 nt
Organism: Medicago truncatula (barrel medic)
Lineage: Eukaryota; Viridiplantae; Streptophyta; Magnoliopsida; Fabales; Fabaceae
Product: NDR1/HIN1-like protein 13
Exons: 2
Coding region: 184-951 (255 amino acids)
Biological process (GO): defense response to other organism
Cellular component (GO): plasma membrane
Source: RefSeq, a predicted model, not a curated record